Harpegnathos saltator (Jerdon's jumping ant) is the source of this 1015-nucleotide messenger RNA. RefSeq lists its product as uncharacterized. The coding region runs from base 217 to 819 and encodes 200 amino acids. The transcript has 3 exons. The record is from RefSeq and is a predicted model, not a curated record. Lineage: Eukaryota; Metazoa; Arthropoda; Insecta; Hymenoptera; Formicidae.
UUUUAGUAACAGUUACUUUUUGCAUAUGAACAAUAUCUGAGCUAUUUAACCGACUGCGUUAGAAAGUGAAUGUGAUGGGCGCCGAAGUUUUAUGCGCAGUUCUUCAGAGGGCGCGUGGGAAAAACCGUUUCCAAAAACCUCUUAUAGAGUAAUCGCACUUAUCAUUCUUCUCUUUAGUGAUACCAACAAUUCAAACUUCGAAUUUCUGUUAACUCUAUGGAGACCAGCAUGGGCGAGAAAUUAUAUUCGAGUUAUUUUGAGAGUCUGCAGAAUAAAGCGUACAAAAUCGAUAAUGGCAUCGACAGAUUGUCUGAGAUUUGGAAAACGCCACACCUGUUGAUUGGUGGCUACGGAGAGCGUCCUGUCGAGAUGGAUACAUAUCUGGAGGAAUUGUGGAAGUCUAUUCGUGAUACUAACGAUGCAAUAGAGAAAUCUAGGAAGAAGUUGGAACUGUCAUUGGAAAAGACGGAUCAGUUCUUAAGUGAAGCUCAAGCAUCCUUUGAGGAUUUGAAGACAAAGUCUGACAACAUAGAUAUUGUUCUUGCUGAGUAUGGUUAUAAUUAUGAAGAAUAUAAAGAUAUGUCAGAAAGUGAUCAUAGAAAUUUUAACAAAAACUGUACAGAUGAAGAUAUUUUAUACACUAAAGAAGUGGAAGUUGAGUUUACACCAAAUUUGACAUGGAAGUGUAAAGCUAAAGUUAAAGAAUCAGACAUUUCCAUUUCAAACCAGGAAAAACCAACCGUCAAAUGUAUCGCUACUCCUGUAAUUAAGAGUCUAGCAUCAGUUUUCCACUCAGAAAAUCAUAAAGCAAAAGAUUAAUUAAAGAAUGUUACACCAGCAUAAGAAUCAAGAAACAUGAAAUAUGAAGCAAGAAACAUGAAACAUCACUCAAAAAUACUAAGAAAAUAAUUUAAAAUUCUGACAUAUUUUCAAAUUUGUAUUUAUGAUACUAGAGAGAAAGGUAAUAUGUAUAUAUAUUUGUUUAUAAUGAUAUAGUUUAUGAUGAGUACACAUA